ACAGUGACGGUCGGAUCGCUCACUCAUCAGCUGUCUGUCAGGCCAGCACGCCACAAAGAGCAGCUUGACACCCGGCCGGUAUGGAGGGAGAGAUGCAGCCCGCGGAUGAAGGGCCCUGCGCCCCGAAGAUGUGCCGACAGCUGCGGGGUCCGUACAGCACCCUGAAGCCCUUCCAGAGCAAGCGCUCCGCGGGGAAGUCGCGCUUUGACCGGUCCGCUGCUUUGGAGCCGCCUGUGUUUGGCGACGGGCAUCCCUUCACUUUCCAUCCCGAGCAGCCUCAUCCUUUCCAGCAGCAGCAGCAGCAGCAUCAGCAGCGCCUGCAGCACCUCCACCAAAGCAGCGUCGCUAUCAGCAGCAGCCAGCAGCAUCACCCGCUGCCUCAGCAGCAGCACCACCGUCUCCCAUGUGAGGCCAGGCCCAGCAGCAGGGUCCCGACAUCCACCUCAGCGGCCACGGCAUCCCUCGGCUCCCAGCGGCGCUCCGGCAGCGGUUCGGAGCCCCGGUUCUCCCCGGACUGCACCUACGGAAUCAGCACAGAGAACCGUCUCAUCCUAGAUGCCUUCGCCCAGCAAUGCAGCCGAGUCCUCAACCUUCUCAACAAUGGCCGUCUCCUGGAGCCUCUGUCUUCCUCCCUCAGCUCUAACAUCAAGCUGGAAGACGGGCGAGGGGACACUCAGGGUCUCCACUGCUCCUCUCAGGGGAAGCUGAAACCCCCAGAGAGCUCCUCCACCACCGACCCCGAGGACGAGGCCCAGCAAAGCCAUUCCAACCAGCACCAAACCUCUGCAGUCCUCCGCAUCUUCACGGACUCCCUGCAGAGCUACCUGCUCUCUGGGCCUCAGCAGCACCUGGCUGCAGGUCUCGAAGGGGAGCAGUGUGCUCCCGCCGAGCGCAGUUCAGACGUGGGGGGAUGGGGGUCCCCGGCUCCGUCAGAGUCGUACGGACACCCGUCGUCCACGCUGCCAGAGGAGGAAGAGGAGGAGGAGAGCUGCUGCCCCCGCUGCCUGGAGCUGGAGCAGGAGGUGCUGUGUCUGCAGCAGGAGAACGAGGAGCUGCGUAACAAACUGGAGAACAUUCCAGUUCCCUGCCAAAAUACUCUGGACUACUUCAAGGCUGUUCUUGAAUUUCACAACCAGCUGGCCCAGCAAAUGCCAGAGGAGCAGCUCACCGAGCAGUGUGACAAUAUGGAAUUAAAAGAUGUAUCUCUGCAGGAGGAAGAACAAACCGUCUUUGAGGGGAGUAAACAGCUGCUGGAGAACUACCCGCUCUUCAUCACCAACAAGCAGUGGGACGAAGCCGUCAACUCCUCCAAGAAAGAUGGCCGACGGCUCCUGCGAUACCUGAUCCGCUACGUCUUCACCACGGAUGAGCUCAAGUUCUCCUGCGGUUUGGGUAAGAGGAAGCGCUCGGUGCACUCAGGAGACCCGGGCCUGGAGAGACGCCCACUCAACCCGGUCAAAGUCAGCUGCCUCAGAGAGUUUAUCCGGAUGCACUGUGCCUCAAACCCAGACUGGUGGAUGCCCUCAGAGGAGCAGAUCAACAAAGUAUUCAGCGACGCUGUUGGCCACGCCCGCCAGGGCCGGGCGGUGGGGACGUUCCUGGGGAGCAGCGGCAGCAGCACCAGCAGCCUCUACAUGGACGGCUUCGACGGACAUCUGUCGCAGGAUGAGCUGUUUCUGAAAGGCUGCCAGAACGGCCAGUCGGACUGAAGCUAUACAAAAAGUGAUGAACCUUAAUAUGUAGCUGUACAACAACAUAUCCAGAAACACCAACCUUUAUCUAAAAACAUUCCAGAGAAAGCGUGUUAUACAGAAUACAAUUCCAGCCCUUGCUUUAAAUAAUUUUAUAACCUUUUUGGUUGUUUUAUACUUGCAUUUUUUGAGUCAAAAUUUGACUUUUGCUAGUUUUCAAUUUUAAAAGAAUUUGAGUCUUCCUUUUUGCUACUUUAAAUAUAACUUGAGUUUAUUUCACUGUCAGUGAGUUAUGUUUUGGGCUAAGUUAGUUUCAGAGAAUAUUUUGUGUUAAAUUUAUAGCAUAGUUGUGUUAGAAUUUCCCUAUAUCUACACAAGCUGCACCUUCAUAAUAUUCAAAGCUAAAAGUAGCAUUUAAUCUGUUUGCAUCUGUAUGUAGUGAAAGCACCUUUACCUGAAAUUUUUAACAGGAGUGCCUCUGACAUCGAAACAUUCGCUUGUUCGCUCUGCUGCGCGUUGACUUUGAUUCAAUCUUCAUUUAAUUUAAACAAAAAUAUGUGGGUCAACACUAGACAUUAGUUCCAAGUCACAACCAAACUUUAAAGUUACCUUGUUAUAUUUUGGAGGUAGUUACAUGUAGUUGAAUCUACGUAUUUAUUUUUUUAAAAGCCUCCAGUCCCUUCUGCAGCACACCACACACAAAACAUGAUGCUGCAGCCACCACCGUACUUUAUAGUUGGGAUCCUUAUUCACAAUUUUGCAAGCAAAUGUUUUUUUGCAAAUGUUUUUCCAUGAUCGCUUUGGCAAAAAAAAAAAAAAUUGACUUUUGGCAGUUUUAAAGGAGAUUUUCUUUUAAUUCAUUGGAGUGCUUCUAAGUUACACAGUAAGUGCUAGGUAUAAAACACAAUAAAUUCAAGAUUACUAAAAACAUUUAAAUUUAAAGCAACUAAACAAAAAUUUCAUUCUUGAAAUUUGUUUUUAGAAAACACUGCAAUUAAGACAAGCAUAAAUUUCGAAGUCACUUUGAAAAGAAAUAGUUACAUUAAAUAUCAGUCUUUUUUGGGGGAGGGUGUUCAAUUGUUUUGGACUUCAGGGCAACCUUACAGCACAACUUUAACCAAAGUUUUCUGUGUCUUUAACCCGUUUACAGUCCAGUAAUUAGUCCUGCUGAAUUGAAAUAAGACUGUAGUUUGCAUUUUUGUCUGAAUUUGCAACAAUACCGCUACUUUUUGCUCAAACACUGUUGCCUACCAGGUUUGAAUAAUUCUCUUUUUACACACUUCCUCUUUUUGUUGUUAGUUUCAUUUUUAUUAUGCUAUUUUUGUCAAAGGUUGAUCAAAGCAGUUUUCAGAAGAUAUGCACAGCAUGUCAUGAAUAGAUCACACUGUCACAAUAAUUGUAUUAAAAUUCGUAGAAAAUACACUAUUUUGCCAAAUUUGUUGGAUCACCCAUGGAAGUGAUUAAAUCCAGGUGCUCCAAUUUCUUCCAUAUUUACAGGUGCAUAAAAUUUAGAACAUAGGGCUGCAGACUUCUUCCUCUCUUUUAAUAUGCCUUCUCGUCCAACAUUAGUAUCUGACCUUACAAAUCCACUAUUGGAAGAAUAGGAAACAAAAAUGCACAUAAACACACUUCUUAGCCUGGUGGGAGGUUUUACCAGAAGAUUUCUACCUGUCAUACCUGCAAUGGAAGAGCCAACAUCCUACUAAAUACUAUUUAUUAAGUCAGACAAAUGAAACCUUAAUGCUUAUUGUAAUUUAACCAACUUAAUAUGGCAGCAGUUAGGAGCAAAUCACAGGCAACAGUAAAGAUCUUUAGUUUAAGGCAGUUGCCACUUUAUGAAGCUUAAAUGAGUAAGAAGGCAUCCACAUAGUACAAUGUUAAAGCUUUGUGUCAUCAUGUGAUGUGUGUUGUUCCCUGACAACGACUGAAAGUGUCAACCUCCUCUGAGAGAAAACGUGAAGCACUUGUUUAUUUCUAAAGCUGUUAUUUGCACUUUUUAUGGUCUCACUUGGGACAAACAGAUGUAAAGAGCUAAAUACUCACCUCAAAAAAGACUUCAUACUGAACAACUUUCUUUGCGUUAUUAUGUAACACUGUUUUCUUCAUCUGAAUGUAGCUGAUCGUGAGGCCAAGUCACCCAUAAAACGUGCUGUGUAAAUUGUGUAAAAUAAAGUAUGGUUAUUGUUAACGUUUUUUUUUUCUUUCAGAAAAUACAUUGUCUCCCUCUUUAAAAAGCCAAGUAGAUAAGUGCCAGAGAAACCUUAAAACUGUUGGAUUGUGCUGUUGUGUUGCUGUUCUGAAUGUGUGCAUUUGUUCCCAUGUACUUCUUUACUCAAAGUGGCUGUAAUCAACACUGUGAAACAUUCAAUUUUUACAAAUAUUCAGUAAAAGUUGUUUUUUCUUUUUUUUUAU
Poeciliopsis prolifica (blackstripe livebearer) is the source of this 4103-nucleotide messenger RNA. Its product is annotated as BEN domain-containing protein 4. The coding region runs from base 81 to 1709 and encodes 542 amino acids. Gene Ontology annotation, molecular function: DNA binding. The record is from RefSeq and is a predicted model, not a curated record. The transcript has 6 exons. Lineage: Eukaryota; Metazoa; Chordata; Actinopteri; Cyprinodontiformes; Poeciliidae.